AUGGUGGCUCAGACGCGUGCAGGGAACUCUGCACCAAAGCGACUUGCUUUCAACGAAAAAAUUGUAGGAAAAGGCCUUGCAACAGACGCGCUCCUCAAGAAACUCAAAGCUCUCCACACCGAACUUGCCGAACUCGACCAGGAGCUCGUCGACGUGAAUUCACUAUCCGCCGUCCGCACCCAGCUCGUAAACACAUCCAUUCUACUACACAAAGACAGAGGCGUCAAGGCCUAUGCAGCAUGCUGUCUCGCCGAUAUACUCAGGCUAUACGCGCCCGAUGCCCCUUAUACCCAUACCGAGCUCAGGGACAUCUUCCAAUUCUUUUUCAGACAAUUAUCAACUGGCUUGAGGGGCGCAGAGGCAUCAUACUACAAUGAAUACUUUCACCUCCUUGAGUCCCUAUCAACAGUGAAGAGCGUUGUCCUCGUCUGCGAUCUACCACAUGCCGAGGAGCUUAUGGUUGACAUAUUUCGCGACUUUUUCGGCCUUGUACGACGAGACCUUGCAAAGAAGAUCGAAAUUUUCAUUGCCGAUAUCCUCGUCGCGCUCAUCGACGAGUGUCAAGCGCUUCCGUCCGAGGUAUUGGAGACUAUCAUGGCACAGUUCAUGGCCAACGACGCGCAACCUGCAUACCGCCUUGCCGUCCAAGUUUGUAAUGCCACCGCGGACAAGCUCCAGCGGCACGUCUGUCAAUAUUUCACGGACAUCAUCGUCGCGCACUCCCAUGAAUCAGACUCCGAGUCCAACUUCGAGGAGAUACGGAAGGCACACGAACUAGUCAAGCAACUGAGCAGGUCCUGUCCAUCUUUGUUGCACAGCGUUAUUCCGCAACUCGAAGAGGAGCUUCGUGUGGAGGAGGUGCAAGUGCGACUAAUUGCCACCCAGGCACUCGGUGAAAUGUUUUCAGAGAAGGGUGGGGCAGAGCUUGUUAAGAAAUACCCUACAACGUGGAAUGUGUGGUUGAUGCGGAAGAACGACAAGACUGCAGCAGUGCGGUUGAAGCUUGUAGAGAGCGCUAAGGGUCUUUUGGUGAAUUUGCAUGAUCACCGGGAAACUGUAGAUGAGCUAAUGAGGCUCAAGUUACUAGAUCCUGACGAAAAAGUGCGCGCGGCGGUUUGCAAAGUGUAUUCGCAAUUAGACUAUGAAACUGUAUUGCACUAUGUCUCCGAGGAUCAACUACGUUCUAUCGCUGGUCGUGGCAUGGACAAAAAGAAUUCAGUGCGAGUAGAGGCACUUAAUAGCCUCGGAAAACUCUACAGCAUUGCAUAUCCAGAAAUCGAGAACAACGAUUCAGCAGCGAUCAGACACUUUUCCUGGAUUCCAAACGAGAUUCUUCACAUCUCCAACUCCACACAGGAGGCAAGGCUUGCAGCAGAGCAGGUUAUCGCAGACUUCGUAUUCCCGCUCCCUUCUAGUUCCUCAGCGUCGACAUCCAAAAACGUUGAAGUAAAUGAGGUUGCUUGGACCGAUCGACUAUUGAACACGAUGGGCUACCUCGACGAUAGGGGGGUUAAUGCCGUGCUCCUCCUAAGUGGCAUAAAGGGUAGCAGGCCCUCUCCGUACGAGUUAUAUCUGCAAAGUUGUGUACAACAUAAUGGCGGUGUCAUCGACGAAGAUGAGGACACUGUGAAACAGCGACUCAACAACGUCAUUCGCCACAUUUCCCGACAAUUUGGGGAUCCUCAGAAAGCAGCAGAGGAUCUGCAUGCAUUUGCAAGGGCAAACGAGAACAGGUCUUACAAGUUACUGAAGACAUGCUUGGAUACCCAAACAGAUCUCAAAGGACUCGUAAAAGCGUCUAAUGAGUUCCUACGUCGGAUUGAGUCAAGUUCAGAAUCCAUUCUAGGCACUAUGACCGUGUUCCUUCGACGGGCAACGCUUCGCAUAGUUAACCAGUCAUCUAUUCCAACCUUGAUCAAGCGUGUGCAGAGAGCAGACUCGAAGCAUGCACAGACGCUCUUGACGUACAUCUCAAAACAUUGCCCUGCUCUGUAUAAGCCCCAUACUAGCGAACUGACAAAAGCAAUCGCGGACGAAAAGAACGUACGGCUCGUGGAAGUAGGUAUGCAAGCACUCGCAGCAGUUUCACAGAGCGAUGAAGCGUUAGCAGUUAACGAUAAACGAACGCUGGAGCGUGUAAUGCGCUAUGUUUUGGGUUCAAAUGCCCGUGUGGCGAAGUUCGCUGCCCGAAUAUUGGUAGCCUCCAAGGAACAUGACGAUCUGUGCGCCGAAGCUGUGGAGUCAAUAGCGAAGAAGUUGUCAACAGCAGAACCUGAUCUACUUGUUGCGCAUACCGCCGUUCUUGCCCAAUUUGCUCGGUUAGCGCCCGAUGCAUUCGAGCGCAAGAGCGAUGUCUUGAUGGCCUUUCUCGUCAAGAAGUUACUCAUGGUACCUAGUCCAGCGGAUCCAGACGAGAUGGACUCAGAUGCCGAUUGGGUGGAGGAGGAUGAUGUCCAACCUAGACUUCGCGCUCGAAUAUUAGCUCUCAAAGUGUGCCGCAAUCGAUGUCUUGCGCACGCAUCUACAGAUACAGCUCUUGAAGUUGCCACUCCCGUCCUGAAGAUGUUGUCAACUCUGCUUGAUCAUGCUGGCUCGUAUUCAGCUGACGCAACGGACGAUCCGAAGGUCAAAUCACGCAUGCGGUUACAGGCUGCGAUAUCUCUUUUACAUCUUUCUGUAGUAGACAAGUUCGCGACUGCCAUCAACACAAAUUUCAUCUCGCUAGCCAUUACCGUGCAGGACCCAUGCUAUAAUGUUCGCAUGGAAUUCCUAAUGAAGCUUUUUCCCCUCCUUACUGCACGCAAACUUCCCCCGCGAUACAAUCUCAUACCCUUUUUGACUGUGCACGAUCCUGAGGCGGACGUUAAGAACCGAGCCAUCUCCUAUGUUACACACGCAUCACGAAACAUAUCCGCAACUGCCAAAGUCGACUGGUUUGAAAUUAUAUUCAUCCGCUUACUUCAUCUUCUCGCACAUCAUCCUGAUUUUUCGACUGCACAUGAAAAUUUGCAAGAAAUGGCCAAAUACAUCGAUUUUUAUCUGGAUUUAAUAGCAUCUUCUGAUAAUGUGUCCCUGCUUUACCACCUUGCUAUGAAAGCGAAGACUGUUCGUGAUGGACAGUCGCAUACAUAUAGCGAGAAUCUUUACGCUAUGAGUGAACUCACGCAAGAACUUAUCAAGGCCCGUGCGCAAGCACGUUCCUGGAGUUUGCAGAGCUAUCCGGGAAAGGUAAAACUGCCUUCGGAUAUUCUCCGUGCACUGCCAAAUCCGGAGGCAGCCACGAAGAUCUUGAAGACUGUUUAUCUUCCUGAGGAAACAUCGGCCUGGCUUUCGGAAUCUUCCAGAACACAGAAGCCUGUGGGAACUUCCAAAGAAAAACGGCGUGAACCUCGAGAACCCAAAGACUCCAAAUCCCCUCCAAAAAGGAAGGCGUCACGGCACAGGGCCAAUGGGAGCACCAAGCGUGCAAAGACAGCUCGAUGGCACAGUGACCAGUCUGAAUCCGAGGAAGAGCCGUCCUCGGACGAUUCAGAGCAAGAUGACAGGGAGGACACACCGACCAAGCUGAGCUCGAAACAUGGAGACGGGUCUAGUGGACAAGAGAGCGACGACGAGGAAGCGAACGAGACAAAAGGGGAGCAAAAUCGUAAGCCAAGUCGUAAGGCAGGGACGCGUGCAAAAGUGUGUUGA
Suillus fuscotomentosus is the source of this 3690-nucleotide messenger RNA. Its product is annotated as armadillo-type protein. The record is from RefSeq and is a predicted model, not a curated record. NCBI's taxonomy places the organism in Eukaryota, Fungi, Basidiomycota, Agaricomycetes, Boletales, Suillaceae. Gene Ontology annotation, cellular component: chromatin; nucleus. The coding region runs from base 1 to 3690 and encodes 1229 amino acids. The transcript is spliced from 21 exons. Gene Ontology annotation, biological process: DNA repair; mitotic sister chromatid cohesion.